AUGGAUGAUAAUAAACGCCCCAAAAAUUCAGAAUCCGAACAAUUAAGUUUCAAUGACCCAAAUGCACCAUCCACCACGCUGCCAGAAACUUUAUUUUUAAUCGACCCUAGCUUACAAGACCAAUAUUUAAAAAAUAACAAUAUUACAGAUAAGCGAUAUUGGACUAGUCUAUUCCAAAAAAUUAGUCCAUUAGUUGAGCCUACAAAUGAUAAUUUGUAUUCCAAAUCUGAUAUUGCUAGUACAAGUUAUUAUAAUAGCCCGAAUAAAAAUCUGGAAGCCCCAAUACCGCUCAGAAACAACCGUACAGAAACUGAAAAAGCAAAUUUCUACAAUGCAACAGAAAAUGAACCAGGUCUUCUUCCUAUGAUUCCACUAAAUAUCAAUAAUGCAGAGGCUAUCAAUAAUCAAAGACCGUCUAGAAAGCAAAAAGCUAAUGAUUAUAUUGUAGAUAUAAAUACAUGCGAUAAAAAGUUCAUAUCACUGGAUUUUACUAUACAUAUUAUUACAAGAAUAGCAAUUUUGUUGCUAUUAGUGGCAAUAAUUACAAUAUUAAUGGCAAGCAUAGUAAUUUUUGCUGGAGGGUACCUUGGUGUUAACGCCUCUAUAUAUAAUUUCUUUAAUAAAAUUGACACUAAAAUUAAAAGCAUCCUACAUUUAAUUAAAACAUGGAUAAAGCUCUUAUUCGUGCAUAAUAGUAAUCAGGAGUUUAAUAGUGUUAAUAACAGCACAUAUAUACCACCAGCUAAUUAUACAAAUUAA
This is a messenger RNA of Nematocida parisii ERTm1, 759 nucleotides long. RefSeq lists its product as uncharacterized. The transcript has a single exon. The record is from RefSeq and is a predicted model, not a curated record. NCBI's taxonomy places the organism in Eukaryota, Fungi, Microsporidia. Bases 1 to 759 code for a protein of 252 amino acids.